Molecule: messenger RNA, 2758 nt
Organism: Porites evermanni
Lineage: Eukaryota; Metazoa; Cnidaria; Anthozoa; Scleractinia; Poritidae
Source: the annotation of a GenBank genome assembly
AGGCUCAAGGUAACAGAUGAAAUUGCCUGUGGAAGACUUUGCUUGCAUCGCAAUGGCUGCGUAUCGUACAAUUACCAGUUUGAAAAUGAUAAUGGGAUAUUUCAUAAGUGUGAACUUAAUUCACAAACGAAGGAGGCAAAGCCAGAGGCUUUCCAAGAAGUGCGUGGCUUCCUGUAUUUUGGGUCUUUAUACGAAAGAGAGGUUGGUAUAUUAAGCAACUUAAUUGAGAGGCAAGGAGGAUGACAGAAUCAGUGUAGAGUCAGCAUGGUCUGUCUUGCUUCUUAAAUUUAUUUGUUGUACAAAAAUUUCCUGACUAGAGACAUCAUGGUUUUCUUACUAUAGUAUUGUAUGCUGGUUCUGUCUACAUAUGUAUUCGACACAGGCCACAACUCAAACAAAAAUACAAACAACAAAGCAACAAACGGACAACCAAUAAGCUACUAAAGUUACUGUGUCUCCGUUUCAAAUGUUCGAAUAAUGUGUGUUUUGGUAAAAUCUAAAGGAGAUAAACUAUUAAUUAAGCAAGCUCACUGACCCCAAUUCCAAGUAUACAUGAGCGCCGUCUCUUUAAUUUCCCCUCGAAUCCUACAGUUUUGAUUCAGCAAUCAGUACCUUAAAGGGUUAUUUUAGUCGUGUCUCAUCUGGACUAAAACUAAAGAAAGCCUUAGUAGCCAAAUGGUAGCCUAUCAAGUGCUGAUGAACUCAUUUAUAAUGAAGUUCAAUGUUUGAUUCAGUAAAAUCUUGGGCAUAUAUAUUCAAUAUCGAGCUGAUACAUCAUUCAGUGAUAGUUGUAUAACUUUUACUUAUGAAUCCUUCAGCCACGUGUAAGGUUUAAUUCCGGAUUCCGGAAUCCUUGAAAUGUUUGCUUGUGAAAUCCGGAAUCCAAGAAUUAUUUCUUUUGGAACCCGCAAUCACUGGUUUUGGAAUCCGGAAUUCUGAGCUCAAGGAACCCGAAAUCCCGCUAAAGAUUAGAAUCAGGAGGAAUCCAGUACCUGGAAUCCGGAAUUCACAGCGCGGAAUCCAGAAUCCAACAUGACUGUCUUGGAUUACCUUACGUGGUGCGAAACCCUGUUUCUAUAUGUAGACUAUGUAACUAAGAGCGUUAAAUAACUUACUGUCUAUAGGUUUUCAGGGAGGGCCAAUCAGAUACCAAGGAGGAGAGUAGGACUCUUAAUGCGUUUUUUUUCUUUCUUUGUUACUACAGAAAGGCACUGGUUGCGCGCAUAACAACUGUUAUAAUGGCGGUACAUGCGUGGACAUUUGUCAUGGGGAGAUGUUUUACUGUCAGUGUCCUAAGCUGUUUCGUGGUAAACAUUGCGAGAGGCCAAAAGGUAUUGUGUAAGAAAACGUGCAUUAGCGCAUUGAAUGCAUUGAUAAAUAAAACUCAUUAGUAAGAUACGGGUAAACUUAAAAAAAAGAUAAAUGUAAAACUCGUACAGCCAAACGUGAAGCACGUUAGAUAAUAACCGACUGAAUCAGUGCAAAUGAUGGUGGAGGGUGGAGUAUGAAGUAGUGAUAAGAACGUGAGCGAACAUCCUGUCACUUACUAAAAGGCCCCUGCAGCUCCUAACGCCUUUAGAUAGUGAGGCUCUCUAGUAAGAAAUAAGGCGAAGAAAAGACUAGAAAGCACUUGCGGAACUUACAGGCAACAGUUCUUCAAAAAAAGCAUAUUAUUACCGUCAGCUAGGCCACAUUAUGCACCAGAGUUGUUUGCUCACUUCUUGUUGACUUUAUUGAUAACUAUAUGUGAAAUUCAGCUUCAACAAUUCACUAAGUCAGUAACAUAACAAAGGAAGAGACAAUGAGGAGUAGGCAAGCUAGCUAUUCGAUCUUUGCUAGUGGAGCGCGGGCACAGGCCGGGUCUCUCUGAGGAGAAACCCUGGACACGAGGUUUGAGGCACAUGCUGCUUGCGCUUAUUAUACUUGCGUCGCAUAAAAAUAAGUUAAGACUUAAUUGACCUUCUCACAUGUUUGUGUUUAUUUUGUACCUUUAGCAAUAGCGUGAGUAGGAUUUUUUACCUCACGAUAUGGCCCUGAAAACAGUUCUAAAACGCCGUACAUCGACAAAUCGCGCGGCGCGCAACUUCAAACUAUAUUUACAAUUCUGGGAAGUAAAAUAAAGAAAAUUUUCCGCUUUUUUUUCACAGCACACAGCUGUAAAGAGUUGAUGGAACUUGGUGAUAUAACAGACGGCGUCAAGCGAAUAGCGCCUGAUGACAGCGGAGAUGAUGUUUUUGUAUACUGUGACCAAACUACAGAUGGUGGUGGGUGGACUCUGUUCCAAAGACGCUCGAGUCCUUUCACAAACUUAUUCUCCAAAAACUGGGCAGAAUACGAAGCAGGCUUUGGCGAAGUUAACUCGUCUUUUUGGCUUGGAAACAUGGUCUUGUCGCGCCUCACAGCAACACCUGUAAAGCUAAGGAUCGAACUUAAAGAGAGCAGCAGUAACCAGCAGGGAUUUGCUGUAUAUCAAGACUUCUCGAUAACCGGACCUGAGGAUAAUUAUCGCCUCAGUGUAGGGUCUUAUGUCGGAAAUAUCGGCAACGCAAUCAGCGGUCACCCGAACCAUGCGUCUAUGGAAAACGGAAUGCAAUUUUCGACAACAGAUCGAGACAACGAUGUUGCUAACCUGGCCAACUGUGCAAGUGUGAACGGAAAUUCUGGAUGGUGGUUCCCUCACUGUGGUCACGCAAAUUUGAACAGGGUUGGCAAUUUACCACAAUGGGAUGACUGGAAAUAUUUUGCUACAAUCAGUUAC